AGGAGGCAGCCAGAGAGCCCCGAUGCUUAUUCAGGCUGGGGAGCGGAGCCGAGUGGAGGGGCGAGCGAGGCUCCGGCAGCGCAGGGGAGCCCGGGGAGGCGGCGGCGAACGGCGGAGCCAGUGGCCGGACAUGCCCCGGACUCGGGGCCGCUGCACCACCGCCGCUGCCCGGAGCCAGCCGGCCGGACGCCCGCACGCCUGGGUCCCCCGGCGCCGCGCCGCCCGGGGACUGCGACCCGGACCCUCGGCGUCCGACCAACAAUAAGCGCCCAGACAGCCCCCUUUCAGCCCCGCGCCCGCCGUCCCCGCGGGCCUCGGGAAAAGUGAAAGGAGGAGACGAAGGAAGGAAGGAAGGAAGGAAGGAAGGGAGGAGGAGCAGGAGCCGGAGCCGUGAGGUUCGGGGCUGAGACCCCAGCCCUGAGCCCCGGGCCGGGCGGGUGUGCGCGCUCUCCCGCCGCUGCCCGGCGUCCAAGACCAUGCUCCGCGGUUGGAAAGCAGGAACCCAGGCGCCCAGCGACCCCCGGAUACCCACUCCCGGGCCGGGCUGGUAUUGAGAUCAAGGCGUCCAGGAUCAAAAGAUCACCACCUGCCCGCCCUCCUCCGCACCUCCAACUGGCGAGCAGGAGGACCCCAAUCCACCCACCGACCCUGACCUGGUCAUGGCGUCCAACUCCGGCCUGGCGUGAGGACCCCCGACCCGCGCGAGUCCCUGCUCCAGUACCGAGUACCUGGCUGGGCCCUGGGCACGCACAGGGGCCGUAGCCCCACUGUGUGUGGGAACCAUGAGGAUCCUGGCUAACAAGACAAGGUUACCCCACCCUAGGAGGAGAGAAGCUCCAGGGAGCCCGCCGCUGUCCCCCCGCGGCCACUGCCCCCCUGCCCCAGCCAAGCCAAUGCACCCAGAAAAUAAGUUGACCAAUCAUGGCAAGACAGGGAAUGGCGGGGCCCAAUCCCAGCACCAGAAUGUGAACCAAGGACCCACCUGCAACCUGGGCUCGAAGGGCGUGGGGGCGGGGAACCAUGGGGCCAAGGCCAACCAGAUCUCACCUAGCAACUCAAGUCUGAAGAACCCCCAAGCAGGGGUGCCCCCUUUCAGCUCUCUCAAGGGCAAAGUGAAGAGGGAGCGGAGUGUGUCUGUGGACUCCGGAGAGCAGCGAGAGGCUGGGACACCGUCCCUGGAUUCGGAGGCCAAAGAAGUGGCACCCCGGAGUAAGCGGCGUUGUGUGCUGGAGCGGAAGCAGCCAUACAGUGGGGACGAAUGGUGCUCAGGACCGGACAGCGAGGAGGAUGACAAGCCCAUUGGGGCCACCCACAAUUGUAAUGUAGCAGACCCAGCCAUGGCGGCCCCACAGCUGGGUCCUGGCCAAGCCGCCCAACUGCCCCUCAGCGAGAGCAGCGCACCAGGCCCCCCGCAUGGGCCCCCGCCAGGCCUCCGGCCCGACGCCCCCGGGGGUGGAGGCGGGGGCGUCCCGGGAAAGCCUCCCUCACAGUUUGUGUAUGUCUUCACCACCCACCUGGCCAACACGGCUGCGGAGGCAGUGCUGCAGGGCCGGGCCGACUCCAUCCUCGCCUACCACCAGCAGAACGUGCCCCGUGCCAAGCUGGACCAGGCCCCCAAAGUGCCACCCACCCCAGAACCGCUACCCCUGAGCACACCAUCAACAGGCACCCCUCAGUCCCAGCCUCCUCCACUGCCGCCACCGCCACCCCCAGCCCCAGGCAGCGCCCCCCCUGCUCUGCCUUCUGAGGGGCCUCCUGAGGACACCAAUCAGGACCUGACACCCAACUCGGUGGGAGCUGCCAGCACGGGUGGUGGCACUGGGGGUACCCACCCUAAUACCCCUACAGCUUCCACCGCCAACAACCCGCUGCCUCCUGGAGGAGACCCCAGCAGUGCUCCCGGCCCUGCCCUGCUUGGGGAGGCCGCCACCGGCAAUGGGCAGCGGAGCCUGGUGGGCUCAGAGGGCCUGUCCAAGGAGCAGCUGGAGCAUCGGGAGCGUUCCCUCCAGACGCUUCGAGACAUUGAACGGCUGCUGCUCCGCAGCGGGGAGACUGAGCCCUUCCUCAAGGGGCCCACCGGAGGAGCAGGCGAGGGGGGACCCCCAGCACAAGCCCCUCCCACCCCCCAGCAGCCACCCACGGCCCCGGCCAGUGGGCUGAAGAAGUACGAGGAGCCCUUGCAGUCCAUGAUUUCGCAGACACAGAGCCUCGGGGGCCCUCCGCUGGAGCAUGAAGUGCCUGGACACCCCCCGGGUGGGGACAUGGGGCAGCAGAUGAACAUGAUGAUGCAGAGGCUGGGCCAGGACAGCUUGACACCUGAGCAGGUGGCUUGGCGCAAGCUGCAGGAAGAGUACUACGAGGAGAAACGGCGGAAGGAGGAGCAGAUCGGGCUGCAUGGGGGCCGCCCACUGCAGGACAUGAUGGGCAUGGGGGGCAUGAUGGUGAGGGGACCACCGCCUCCCUACCACAGCAAGCCUGGCGAUCAGUGGCCCCCCGGGAUGGGAGCCCAGCUGCGGGGGCCCAUGGAUGUCCAAGAUCCCAUGCAGCUCCGGGGUGGACCACCCUUCCCCGGUCCCCGUUUCCCAGGCAACCAAAUGCAACGGGUGCCUGGGUUUGGGGGCAUGCAGGGUAUGCCCAUGGAGGUGCCCAUGAAUGCCAUGCAGAGGCCUGUGAGGCCGGGUAUGGGCUGGACUGAAGACUUGCCCCCUAUGGGGGGGCCUGGCAAUUUUGCCCAGAACGCGGUGCCCUACCCAGGCGGGCAGGGUGAAGCCGAGCGAUUUAUGACCCCUCGGGUUCGUGAGGAGCUGCUGCGACACCAGCUGCUGGAGAAGCGGUCGAUGGGCAUGCAGCGCCCCCUGGGCAUGGCCGGCAGUGGCAUGGGGCAGGGCAUGGAGGUGGAACGGAUGAUGCAGGCGCACCGGCAGAUGGAUCCGGCCAUGUUCCCCGGGCAGAUAGCUGGCGGCGAGGGCCUGGCGGGCACUCCCAUGGGCAUGGAGUUUGGUGGAGGUCGGGGCCUCCUGAGUCCCCCCAUGGGGCAGUCUGGGCUGAGGGAGGUGGACCCACCCAUGGGGCCAGGCAACCUCAACAUGAACAUGAACGUGAACAUGAACAUGAACAUGAACCUGAACGUGCAGAUGACCCCACAGCAGCAGAUGCUGAUGUCGCAGAAGAUGCGGGGCCCCGGGGACAUGAUGGGGCCGCAGGGCCUCAGUCCCGAGGAGAUGGCCCGGGUGCGGGCCCAGAACAGCAGCGGCAUGAUGGGCGGCCCGCAGAAGAUGCUUAUGCCCUCGCAGUUUCCCAGCCAGGGCCAGCAGGGAUUCUCUGGGGGCCAGGGACCCUACCAAGCCAUGCCCCAGGAAAUGGGCAAUACUCAAGACAUGUUCAGCCCCGACCAGAGCUCAAUGCCCAUGGCAAACGUGGGUACCACCCGGCUCAGCCACAUGCCCCUGCCUCCUGCAUCCAAUCCUCCCGGCUCUGUGCAUUCAGCCCCAAACCGGGGGCUGGGCAGACGGCCUUCAGACCUCACCAUCAGUAUUAAUCAGAUGGGCUCACCGGGCAUGGGGCAUCUGAAGUCGCCCACCCUUAGCCAGGUACACUCACCCCUGGUCACCUCGCCCUCCGCCAACCUCAAGUCACCCCAGACUCCCUCACAGAUGGUGCCCUUGCCUUCGGCCAACCCACCAGGACCUCUCAAGUCACCCCAGGUCCUCAGCUCCUCUCUCAGCGUCCGUUCACCCACCGGCUCGCCCAGCAGGCUCAAGUCUCCCUCCAUGGCGGUGCCUUCUCCAGGCUGGGUCGCCUCGCCCAAGACAGCCAUGCCCAGCCCCGGAGUCCCCCAGAACAAGCAGCCGCCUCUGAACAUGAACUCUUCCAGCACCCUGGGCAACAUGGAGCAGAGUACCCUCCCGCCUAGCGGCCCCCGGAGCAACUCCUCAGCGCCUCCCGCCAACCCUCCCAGCGGCCUCAUGAACCCCAGCCUGCCAUUCACUUCCUCCCCAGACCCCACACCUUCCCAGAACCCCCUGUCACUGAUGAUGUCCCAGAUGUCCAAGUACGCCAUGCCCAGCUCCACCCCGCUCUACCACAAUGCCAUCAAGACCAUCGCCACCUCAGACGACGAGCUGCUGCCCGACCGGCCCCUGCUCCCCCCGCCACCACCACCGCAGGGCUCUGGGCCAGGGAUCAGCAAUAACCAGCCCACCCAGAUGCACCUGAACUCAGCUGCUGCCCAGAGCCCCAUGGGCAUGAACCUGCCAGGCCAGCAGCCCCUGUCCCAUGACCCCCCACCUACCAUGUUGCCCUCCCCCACCCCUCUGGGCUCCAACAUUCCACUGCACCCCAACGCACAGGGGACAGGAGGGCCCCCUCAGAACUCGAUGAUGAUGGCUCCAGGGGGCCCAGACUCCCUGAAUGCCCCCUGCGGCCCUGUGCCCAACUCCUCCCAGAUGCUGCCCUUUCCCCCUCGGCUGCAGCAGCCCCACGGUGCCAUGGCCCCUAGUGGGGGUGGGGGCGGGGGCGGGGGACCCGGCCUGCAGCAGCACUACCCUUCAGGCAUGGCCCUGCCCCCAGAGGACCUGCCCAGCCAGCCGCCAGGCCCCCUGCCGCCCCAGCAGCACCUGAUGGGCAAAAGCAUGGCCGGCCGCAUGGGUGACGCGUACCCCCCGGGCGUGCUCCCCGGGGUGGCGUCAGUGCUGAACGACCCUGAGCUGAGCGAGGUGAUCCGGCCCACCCCGACGGGGAUCCCCGAGUUCGACUUGUCCAGGAUCAUCCCCUCGGAGAAGCCAAGCAGCACCCUCCAGUACUUCCCCAAGAGCGAGAACCAGCCCCCCAAGGCCCAGCCCCCCAAUCUGCAUCUCAUGAACCUGCAGAACAUGAUGGCGGAGCAGACCCCCUCCCGGCCCCCCAACCUCCCGGGCCAGCAGGGCGUCCAGCGGGGGCUCAACAUGUCCAUGUGCCACCCCGGACAGAUGUCCUUGCUGGGCAGGACAGGUGUGCCCUCACAGCAGGGCAUGGUGCCCCAUGGCCUGCACCAGGGGGUCAUGGCCCCUCCACAAGGCCUCAUGACCCAGCAGAAUUUCAUGCUGAUGAAGCAGCGGGGCGUGGGCGGUGAGGUCUACAGCCAGCCCCCCCACAUGCUCCCCCCGCAGGGCUCUCUCAUGGGCCCCCCGCCCCAGCAGAACCUCAUGGUGUCCCACCCGCUGCGGCAGCGCAGUGUGUCUCUGGACAGCCAGAUGGGCUACCUCCCGGCGCCGGGCGGCAUGGCCAACCUGCCCUUCUAGCAGUCCCCGUGGGGGGCUGGAGCUGGGGCGAUACUGCAAAUAGGAUAACCUUAAGAAAGUUUCUUCCCCUUCGGUGUUGGGAUGGCCUGGGUCAAGGGGUGGGGUGGAGGGGGUGGGAGGGGGCUUGUGUGGGGAGUGGCAUUUGUGGAAACCAGAUGUGCUGGCAGCUUAGGGGGAAGUGGCAGAGUGGGGUGGGGGAUUUGGGAUGGGGGUUGGUCCCAUUUCGGCCGCCAGGACUGCCCCUCCCCCUCGCCCCCCCCCCCACUCCAGUCCUACGGAGCCUCGAUUUUCCCUCUUUCUCUGCGUCCACCCUCUUCAGCUUUGCUUUCAGAGCCCUGUAUCUAAUCCUUGGCAGGGAGCAGGAGAGGAGAGCUCUCCCUCCCUCUCCCUCCCCUUCCUGCUGCUGUCUCCUCCGGGAGCUUCACUUUCCUCCUCUUGGUUUCUCUGCCCACCCCCCCCACCCCCGUUUUUCCUUCUGUUUUCUCCUGCCUCAGUUCCUCUCCCUGAUGAUGUGGCUGACCCCCUCUCCCACCCCAACCUGCAGGCGGCUGGCCAGGUGGGCAGGCGCCAGCCGUAGCUGUAAAUAGAGCGCUGCGCUUUUGUGCCGGUUUGUGUGUGUGCUGUAUUUCUGUGUUUUGAUAGAAGUCACACAAAAAAAGGAUAAAAGAAACCCUUCCCCCCUUUUUCAAAUGAUUGCCCCUUCCAUUCCCCUGGACCCAGGGGCACGCAGUCUGACACACCUUCCCGCUGUGGCAGUGUCUCUGGGUCCAUAAAGGAUACCAUUCCGGUCCCCUCCCCCCAAUGGUGAAAUGACGUAGCUACACCCACACCUAAACUGAAGUCAGACCACCUAGGCUUCCACCUGGUGAGCCCCAGCAGGGCUGAGACCCCCCAGGGCGGCAGCCUGUCUGCUGCUGAGUGAUUCAGGAGAACGCGUGCACGUGCAUGUGUGUUUGCCCCACAGAGGUGACACGGGGCCCUGGCUUCCUAGCUGUGGAUGUCUGGUGUCCCCUGCUGCUACAUCUUAGCCAGAACUUGAAGUCCUUGGUCCCCAGUCUGGGAUGAAGGCAAGGAGGACGAGGCAGAGACUGUGUGGCCCCCUCGUGUGGAGCCGUGGAGGGGUGGCCCGGGGGGCCAGAUGGUCCUGUGCCCGCUCAGUGGCUCUGGGCCAGGUAGCCCCCAGGGCCAUGACUCUUCCAGAGGCUACCACCUACUUCCUUAUCACCAAAGGAGGAAAGGAAAAGGGUUUGGCCAAGUCCGUCUGUCUCCCUCCAGCCUCCACCCGCUGAGGAUGGAAUAGAGAAAGUGUUGGAUGCGGAGCAGGAGAGCGUCUUCCCGCUUCUCUCUGCUGUCCGAUCACUGGCAAGGUCCCUCUGCCCAGAGCUCAGGGCUCUGUGCCCACCCAGGCGCAGCCACUGCCUUCCCCUCAGCCCUCGGCUCUUUCCCAUACGAGCUCCCCACCCGCCUCUGGUCAGAGCUGAAGCCAUACACGAUUGGGUGUUUUGCCCCCCCUCAGCCCCAGGAGUAAAACACUUCUCCUUUUCUCACUUCCUUUCCUGCCUUGUGAGGUGGCAGGGCAGUUACCUGGCUGAGGCCUUUCCUACCGCACCUCCAGGGCCAAGGGCCAUUUCUAGACAAGGUGUCUUCUGCCGUGGCCCCGUCCCCAGCCUUCCUGACCUGAGGGCCUGGUCUCCCAUUGGCAGCUGUGAUACAAAGGGAAUUUGUCCCCAGUUCUCCCAGUCUGGUGCUGUCCUCAGUACCCCGUCAGCCAGGUCAAGUGCUUCCUCCGGGGCUGGCUGCGAGCUCCUGCCUCCCCCAGCCCCUCCCAGGGGCCAGGGCCUGGUCCCCCGUGUUCAGGGGCCACCUGCCCUCAAUCCCGCCAGACACGUUCCCACCCUGUCUCAACCCGGGCCUCGUGCCCUUGAGUCCCCCACCCAUGACCCAAGACUCCCCAAACCGACUCUUAAGUGUUUCCUGCGCAGAGGAGAGACGGGUCAGACUGAAAAGGGCCUGAUGCCCUCCCCCUCCCCCGCUCCUCCCACCUCUGCCAACAGACUAGCUUUCCAAGGUGAAUUCCACAGGCCAGCUACUUCCCUCCAUCCAUGGCCACACCCCCAGCCAUUUUGUACCAUUAUAUAAAUAUAUAUAUAAAUAUAAAUAUAUAAAUACAAUAUGUGAAGACAUCUUCUUGGUUUUUAUUUUGAAACAAUUUUUAGGCUUGUUCCGGGGGUCUCUGUGCUGCCUGUACUGUAUUGACCUGUUUUAUAGGUGCCUUUUUAUUAA
Balaenoptera ricei (Rice's whale) is the source of this 7562-nucleotide messenger RNA. It is a transcript of the gene BCL9L, whose product is annotated as BCL9 like. The record is from RefSeq and is a predicted model, not a curated record. Gene Ontology annotation, biological process: negative regulation of transforming growth factor beta receptor signaling pathway; positive regulation of transcription by RNA polymerase II; canonical Wnt signaling pathway. Gene Ontology annotation, molecular function: beta-catenin binding; transcription coactivator activity. The transcript has 9 exons. NCBI's taxonomy places the organism in Eukaryota, Metazoa, Chordata, Mammalia, Artiodactyla, Balaenopteridae. Gene Ontology annotation, cellular component: beta-catenin-TCF complex. Bases 783 to 5279 code for a protein of 1498 amino acids.